AUGCGUGGCGAUGAGUUGUCAGGCGCGGAUCCCCGGCCGCCUGCCACAACAUCGCCAGCAGCAUUGACGACGGCCGCCGCCGCCUUGUCGCCGGCCACCCCGGGCAGCAAUGGCGACAGUGGCGAUGAGAUGUCAGAUACUGCCCCCCUGCCGCGUGCCUCGACCGGGGCGCAGCCAUAUCCAGACACCGUGCCGGCAUCGCGACCUCACAUGGGCGACUCCAACCCCUUGCAAUCCAGCCCUGCGCCGCCUGCAGUGGCAAACUCAUUGUCGGCGGGGAGCAGUUCCAGCAAUUCUGGCAACGACGACGGCGCCUCCAGCAGCCGCAGCACUGCCAGCAGCCCCCCCCAGCGACAGCCACCACCGGCUGGACAAUCGACGGCCAGCAAUCCCGAGGCGCAGGCAGCGGCUGGACUGUCGACGGCCAGUAGUCCCUUGAGCCCUUCCCCUGAGAUUUUCGAUGCCGUCAUGCGCGACAGCGAAGUGCUGGAGCCUGACGACGGCCAUCCCCGGCCCCUUCCCGUCACAGAAUUACAGCCACAGAGUCACAUUUCUGUUGUCGACCUCGACAAGAUACCUUCGGCGAAGCCCCGGGAGUUCAAGCUGCCAAAACUGACUGGUCCAUAUCGCAUGCGGCUGGAAAGGCUGGUCACGGAAGCCCAAAAGAAGUUCCCGGAGAGGAAUCUUGGCCAAUUCGGUGAAAACCAGUUCGUGGACCGCCGCAUGAUGGAAGACCUUCUCAGAGAUGAUCUGCCAGACAGAUACUACCUAGACGCCCGCCCUUCAGAUCUGAACAAAACACCGCCGCCGCGUGGUCUCGUUCUGCCCUACCACGUCAACUGCUCCGACCAGCUUUCGGAACAGGGCCAAAAUCAUUUCGUCAUUGCGGUCGUCGAGUUGGACCAGUCCAAAUUUAUCAGCUGGGGAAUGACAAAGGAAAAGCGCGAGCAGGAGGCGACCGCACUUCUCGAUUCCGAGGAUAACUGCUGUGCUUUUCGAUGCGUGGAGGCCGUACGCAUCCAUUUUGGGAUAGACAAAGAGCGAGAGCGGGACAAUACCGCCCUUCGGCUGGCCUCCCUGAAGAGAUGGAUCAAAUCUAAGAAUAAGGCGGUUGAGGCGCUGAGGUCCGGCAAUCCCCGAGAAGACGGAGAUCAGGCGCUUGCAGACGCCGGGAUUGGUGACUUCGCUACCGCGGUUUCGACCCCGGUUGAUCCAGAAGUUGAGGAAGUGCUCCUUGACGAAAUUUCUGCAAUCGAGGGUGCCGACACCCCACCAGAUGCUUCAGCGUCGGAAGCGUCAAGCCAGCAGCAAGCUUCGACGGCUGAAGCAGCGCCAGGUCCCCCAUCGGAACCGCUUAGCCAGCGCAAAAAUGGCACUGCCGCGUCAAACUUGGACGCCUCCACCGCGGCUAAAUUCGUGGUGGCCCCCGAGCGGGGAAGAAGGCCGCUUCCCGACAGCCGACCCCAGCCAGCUGCUCCACCACCCGAGCUCGGACAUUCCCAGGCUCCCCCGCCCCACUCUAGCAACAGUGGCAACACCAUCCCUCCUUCCAGUGACGUUCACAACGGCGUGAGAUACAGAUGGAUGCCCGACACCAUUGGUGGCUCCGUUUUAUUGCUCGAGCCAACACCGGACCAAUACCGGGACCUGAAGGAAGGCCCCGAAGAUGACAUCCCUUCGCUUAUCCGCUGUGGCAAGGAACUCGCGGGAAAGGCUGGCAUAUUUGUGAUUAUCGCGCCAACAAUGAGAAUUCAGUCUUUCGAUAACGACAAGCUUAAAAUCGACUCCAGCAUUACCGACGACGUCGAAAAGUUUGCAACAGUAAUCUCAGAUCCAACGGAACUAGGCAACGUGGCCUACCAGACCGACAUCCCAGCCCACACUGAAGAAGAGCGCAGGGGGGCAUUUCUACCUCCAGAAAGUCCGGUUUGGCCGUUCCGAGGCAACAAGUUUCCUGCGGAUGGUCCUGUUCCCGGAUUACACAAUCCUUCCGCGUAUCAGUCGCGGCCGUGGGGACCGUUUGCAUGGCAUCGUGAAGAUUUACGCGCGUGGGCGGUCAAUUAUCUCUAUUGCGGAGAAAAGAUCUGGCGCGUUAUCGAGCCAGGAUCAGAAAAACAAGCGGACAGAGUGUUUGCCGACAUGCUGGGAGUGACGCCGACCCACAACCAAUAUCUCCGGCACCAAGCUUUGCAUGGCGGCGUUAAUCGCUUGCGGGAGGGGGGCGUCGUUGUAAGAAAGUUCAAGCAAAGAGCCGGGCAAUUGGUCAUUACCCUUCCAGGCGCCUACCAUUCCGGAUUCAGCGUCACUUCCACUCAGGCCGAAGCGGUCAACUGGACGGAUUCCACAGAUCGGUCCGAGGAAUAUGUCCCUUGCAACGCGGAAUGCAAUGAUCACGACCCGAUUACGUAUGAGAUAGCGUUUUCGAACGAUCAGCCCCAGAACUCAACUUCCCUUAAAAAGGAUGCAGGCAAAGAGCAUCACGCUGGAGAGCAGCAUACUGGCAACGAGCAUACGGAUAAGCAAAACACAGGCGAUGACCAGCAAACCAAAGUCGCAGGAACCCGGAGAUCAGGAAAGAGGAAGUCCGAAGGUACCCCCUAUCCCGCAGGAUUUGUCAUUGGGAACAAUGCGCAGCAAGCCGCUACCCUGCGCAGUGCACGGCAAAAAGCACCGAGGGUGGCAAAAGACACAAGCGGAAAGCAGCACGAGUGCGGCGAGCGGCGGGGCGAAACCGUCGAAUCACCAAGGUUACGGAAAAACAAACGCGCUGCUGCCCCAAAUGAACCACCAUCCGACGAGCCACAAUCCAAGCGAAAGCCCCGUCCCGUAGCCAUUAUGGCCGAACAUUUACGCGACGCAAAUGCCAUCGCACGGUUAAGGGGUCACAUCAGAGCUUCAAGGGGAGAUGGACGGCUUCCAGAGUUAGAGGUCAAGGAAGAAGAUAGUGUCCGCGCAGCAGUUGCAUAUUGCAAGAUUGCGAUUCAGGCUAAGCAGUCAGCUGGCUACUGUGGCCUAAGGUCAUGGAUAGCAUGGGCUUCAGCUAAUAAGCUUAUCAACCUUGAGAAGGAGAAGGCGAACAGAAAGCGCAACCCUGAAGAUGUGCUCAAAAAAGCGCAUGCAGAAGUCGCUACCUUGACAUAUGAGUUAGAGGUCAAGGAAGAAGAUAGUGUCCGCGCAGCAGUUGCAUAUUGCAAGAUUGCGAUUCAGGCUAAGCAGUCAGCUGGCUACUGUGGCCUAAGGUCAUGGAUAGCAUGGGCUUCAGCUAAUAAGCUUAUCAACCUUGAGAAGGAGAAGGCGAACAGAAAGCGCAACCCUGAAGAUGUGCUCAAAAAAGCGCAUGCAGAAGUCGCUACCUUGACAUAUGGUGCGUUCAAAAAUCGCCUUUCAGAAGCAGGAAAAUUGGAAAAUUUGGGAGCAUUUAUGGCCAUGCUUCCCUUCGAUGGACAACUGGACGACGGUAUAGCACUUCGGGAUUACCAAAGGGUUGGGCAAGACGAGAUGGAACAGUUGAAGGAGCAGUCAGCGAGGGGCAUUGGUUCACAAUUGGCAGAGGUGGCGGACGAAUUUCUGACAGCUUUGCGGGAAGGCAAGGCGUACCCCAGAAGGGCUUGGGAAGAUGCCGCUGAAACAGAACUGGUGAAAUCAACUCUGCAGCACCAAGUGGAGCUGCUUCAGCGCGUGUCAGACCUGGCCGAUUUUGGAGGCCCAACGACCCGUGUUCCGGCAGGCGGUACCAGCACCCCGCCGCCCUGGCACCCCGCUAGGAGACACAGCUCGGUCAAGGCGGCUCAUGACAGCGGCCAACCCCUGGAGCGACGCACGCUACGGCGCACGCGGAUUCAAAAAGUACUGUGCAGCAGCUGGGUUGGCUUCCACCCCUGCUUUGCGGCGUGUGGGGAGGUUAAUGCCGUGCAUGGUGAACUUCCAGCGGAGGGUGGGAAAGGUUGCGUGCUGCUCGGGGGUACCCAAGCUCUUGAGCCCCCGGCAUCUCCUAAUAAAGGACGGAGCACCAGCAACCGCCUGCCGAGCGACGGAUCGGGUCACGACGAUGGGCCGGAAGACAGCGACAACGACGAGUCGGAAGACAACAAGGAGCCGGAAGACGACGGGUCGGAAGACAGCGACAGCGACGAGUCGGAAGACAACACGAAGCCGGUGCACAACACGAAGCUAGUGCGUAACACGGAGCCGGUGCACAACCGCGACGAACCAACGAGUGCGGCGUCGGUUUCGCCAAGAGCGCGUCGAAAGCGCGAGCUUCCGACGGAAGGGAAAGGCGAUCUCGAGCAUCCUAGUAAGAGGCGUCGAAGAGGGGGGGAAGUAGGCCGUACGAGGGUGAGCAGAGUGGGGGAGGCAACGAGCGACGGGGUCGAGAAAACGGUCAGUUUUGAGGAGGUUCGCGAUCAACACCGUAUUAUUGCAUGGCCAGCAGCUUCCCCCCACUUCUACACAUUACGGUGCGAGAACCACGGCAAAUUUUUCGACAGCAAAGAUCCUGUCCAGGGAGCUGGCAAACAUCUUAGCAAAAUCCAUGGUACAAGCGGGACACACCAAAAUGCCAUUCGAGAGCUUGGCUUCCGUGUGCAAAACUGCACGCGGGAACAGGUCGGAGAAAGCAACCGCGCAAUCGAUCAGCUCAACGCAGUGGAUAAGCCCAACGCAAUCGACCAGCCCCAUCGACGUAUUGUCAAGGACCCAAAAGCCAGCAUCCAACCCACCCAUGGCAAGUUCUACCAAGUUUCCUGGUCCGCCGGCGCGAAAACCCGUCCCGGCACUCCAUACGUCGCCUUGUGCCUUCCGACUGGCGAUUUCGACAUAGUGGGCAUAUCAGGCUCUAUUUCCACCACAGGCCUGGGAAUUUGCAUUCCCAGAUGCUAUCGCACUCGCGCGGAAAAUAUCCUGGAGUGGAACGAGGGUUACCAGGAUGGCGGUAAAAAGGCCUACUAUCGCAAAUUUCCCUUCCUGUUUUUCACCAGCGAUGUUAAGGUACCUUCUGAGGGUAAACUUUCUAUCCCCGAAAAAGGGAAGGUGCUUGCGUGGGUAUCCGCAAGCGAUAUCCAACAACUCGACCUCAACGACGAGACCGCCCUUCGUCUUUCAGGCUAUGCGGCUGCGUUGGCAUUCCAGAAAUUGCGCUGCCAAAAUGAGCAAGCUGUCGCUAUCAACAAUCAGUCAUCUACAGAGCCAGACUCUCGCAAUGCUGGAGAUGACAGCGGGUCUGGAGAUCACAGCCGGGACGGCAUUCGAGAAGUUCCCGCAACUAGCCUCCGUGCAAGCGGCUCCGAGUCCAGCGGGCACGACCCGCACGCAGAGCAGCUAGCGGCUGAAGCUCCGCGAUCUAAUGCUGGGGAUGACAACGGAUCUAGAGAUCACAGCCGGGACGGCAGUCAAGAAGUUCCCGCAACUAGCCUCCGUGCAAGCGGCUCUGAGUCUAGCAGGCACAGCCCGCACGCCGAACAGCUAGUGGCUGAAACUCCGCGAUCCGAGCUCCGACUUGCAGACUGGGUAGAUAGUUCGGCCAAUUCCGCGCUGGCAGCCCUCAACAUUAUUGGACAAGGACCUGACUCACAACUGGACCAGAGUGCCCGCACCCAAGAAGCUCCGACACCAAGAAAGGGCUGCGAUGUGGCGGAAGGCAGAGGUCGUUUGGACUUCAUCUUAGGCAGGAACUAGAUGCAAAACGCAAG
Molecule: messenger RNA, 5687 nt
Organism: Gaeumannomyces tritici R3-111a-1
Lineage: Eukaryota; Fungi; Ascomycota; Sordariomycetes; Magnaporthales; Magnaporthaceae
Exons: 9
Coding region: 1-5673 (1890 amino acids)
Biological process (GO): chromatin remodeling
Cellular component (GO): nucleus
Molecular function (GO): histone H3K36 demethylase activity; histone H3K9 demethylase activity
Source: RefSeq, a predicted model, not a curated record